AUGGCCUCAAAAUCACGAACCCAGAGCGCCUUCCUGGCACCCCCCGCCGACUCCCCACAGGGCUCUACCCAACCACAAACCCCAGCUCUCCCGCGCCGUCAAGCAACUCUCUACGAUGCCAUUGCUGGGCGCAGCACGCAACACGGCCUCAGCCGCACCCCGACUCCCCACGCCAUCGCCCCCGAAACAGUCCUAUUCCAGCGUGCCGCCGCGCCGGACCGACACGAGGAGACGGAUACAUAUUUUGCGUCUGAUAAUGCCGCGGGGAACCUCCCUGACUCGGACCUGUUGAAGGCAUUACAUGUCUAUGCUGCGGACUUUUAUGCCUCGGAGCGAGAAGCAGGGGCCGAUUAUAGGAGUCUCGAUGAGACGGCGCUCUUGGCCCUGGGGGUACUAAUGGAGGAGUUAUGCCGGGACCAACUUGGGGAGGCGGGAGACUUGGUAUUUACUGAGGGAGAGGUGGUGGAAGGGGAAGGGGUUGGGAGGGCAAGAAAUGAGCACGACGCGUCUCCCCACACCACGACUGGAGAAGCCCAGACAUCUGCCAUUCACGAAACCCACACGGCGCCUCGUGACUCCACCUCAGCCACGCGAAACAAGCAGACCAACAGCGAGAGGGUCACGAGCCUGGACCGGUGA
Molecule: messenger RNA, 639 nt
Organism: Pseudogymnoascus destructans
Lineage: Eukaryota; Fungi; Ascomycota; Leotiomycetes; Thelebolales; Thelebolaceae
Exons: 3
Coding region: 1-639 (212 amino acids)
Biological process (GO): nucleolar large rRNA transcription by RNA polymerase I
Cellular component (GO): RNA polymerase I upstream activating factor complex
Molecular function (GO): RNA polymerase I cis-regulatory region sequence-specific DNA binding
Source: RefSeq, a predicted model, not a curated record